AUGUGCGUGUCCACACCAAUGAGAGACCGUAUCAGUGCAGUGAAUGUGGAAAAACCUUCACACAGUCAAGUUCUUUACAGAGACACCAGAGAACUCACUCUGAGGAGAAACUCUAUCAGUGUUCACACUAAGUCCAGACACACACAGGACUCGGAGCUCAGCCUCACUUUACUCUGUUAUACUGACACAAACCCCACAGACGCUCAGGACACUGUGUGUGACAGUAAUCACACCUUGAAUCAGGAUGAAUCUACUGAUCAAACCUCCACAGAGUCUCUGGAUUCUGUCUGUAACGCUGGAGAACAGCAGAUCCUGAACACCAGACCACUCAACAUGUGUUCUGUCAAACUGAUUGGGACUGAUGGGAAACUGAUAAAAACAGAACCCACGUCAGAGGAAGAUCAAACUGGUGAUGAUGAGGAUGAGGAAGAUGAGAGUGAGGAUGAUUUUUUACCUUCAGAUGAGAGCAGUGAUUCGUGUUCUGAAGGAGAAACGGCCUCGACGUCAAAAGAGCACAGGAAGAACAUUAACAUGAAGAGACACAGUGAUGAAAAGCCUUUCAACUGCAGUGAAUGUGACAAGUGUUUCAGCACCAUACAAUAUCUUGUGAUUCAUCAGAGAAUUCACACGGGAGAACUAACCUACAAGUGUCCUUACUGUGACAAGAGAUUCAACCAACUAGACAAUGUAGAGCGACACGUGCGUGUCCACACCAAUGAGAGACCUUAUCUGUGCGGUGAAUGUGGAAAAGGCUUCACGCAGUCAAGAUGUCUUAAACAGCACCAAAAAAUACACUCUGAGAAAGUCUAUCAGUGUUCACACUGUGAUAAACGCUUCCGCUAUAAAAAUAGUCUGAUACUUCAUUUAAGAGUUCACACUGGAGAGAGACCUUACCUCUGCUCUCACUGUGGAAAGAGCUUUUCACAGUCGAGUAAUUUCAAAGAUCAUCUGAGAAUUCACACUGGAGAGAAACCUUACGUCUGCUCUGAUUGUGGAAAGAGCUUUUCUAAUUCAAGUGCUUUCAAAGUUCAUCAGAGAGUUCACACUAGAGAAAAGCCUUAUCCCUGCAGUGUUUGUGGGAAGAGUUUUACUCGCAGUGACAAUUUAAAGACGCACCAGAGACUUCAUACUGGAGAAAAACCUUACAAAUGUUCUCAGUGUGACAAGGCGUUUACGCAGCGAGUUCUCCUGAAACUCCAUCAGAAAGUUCACACCGGAGAGAAACCAGGAAAAUGCAGUGUUUGUGGAAAGAGGUUUUCUUCACGUUAUUUCAAAGAUCACCAGAAAGUUCACACUGGAGAAAAGCCUCAUCCCUGCAAUGUUUGUGGGAAGAGUUUUAGUCGACUUAGCAAUUUAAGGACGCAUCAGAGACUUCACACAGGAGAAAGACCUUACAAAUGUCGUCAGUGUGACAAGACGUUUACUCAGUUAAUUCUCCUGCAAAUCCAUCAGAAUUCAUACAGGAGAGAAAUCCACCCGUCUGUCUGUGGCGGGAAUGCGCCUUUUAAGUUUGGUUUGCCAACCGCCAUUAAAACUCAAAAGAAGAAGAAAACAACACAAGCAGCGUCGGAGCUGUCACAGCUCAUCAUGUCGAGAAAGCGAUGUGUUCUGCGCUGUGAAAGAAAAUUCUCGUUAUUUUCACUUCCAAAGGUUUAUGAUGUGAAGAUUCGAUGGUUAAAUUUCAUUUUUUCUACUAUACCACAGCAGUACAAUCCAAAUCUUGCGUUGUGUGCCCGUCAUUUUACUCAGGACUGCUUCUCCAAUUUCGGCCAAUUCAACGCGGGUUUUAAUAAGCGCUUGUGCCUGGAAGAUGGAUCAUUACCCACUUUAUUUGCACCGGGAAGCGUCUCCGAAUCACCAUCUAGUACACCACAUCAGAACAUCUGGUCACAACAUUGGGUGUCAAAAACGGGCACAUCUGUGGAGGUGGCAUGUCAGACUGACCCUCCAGAAACUGUGUCUUUGAAAAAUGAGGUUUUGUCGGCUCAAUCUUCAGUGUGUGUGAGUGACGGGAGCUCCACAGAACGUCUGGAUUCAGUGUGGAGCAGCAGAGAUCAGAGCACACCACAGCCACUGCUGGACAAACUCUCUGAACAGAAGUCCAGACACACACAGGACUCGGAGCUCAGCCUCACUUUACUCUGUUAUACUGACACAAACCCCACAGACGCUCAGGACACUGUGUGUGACAGUAAUCACACCUUGAAUCAGGAUGAAUCUACUGAUCAAACCUCCACAGAGUCUCUGGAUUCUGUCUGUAACGCUGGAGAACAGCAGAUCCUGAACACCAGACCACUCAACAUGUGUUCUGUCACACUGAUGGAGAUCAAAACAGAACCCACGUCAGAGGAAGAUCAGACCGAUGAAGAUGAGAAUGAUGGUGGAGGCGAUGACAACCACGAUUUGAUCCCCCCAGAUGAGAACGGUGAUUCAUGUUGUGAUGGAGAAACGGCGUCUACUUCAAAAGAGGACAGAGGGAUUCACACGUGGGAAAGAAAGCACAAGUGUCCUCUCUGUGACAAGAGACUUUACAGUGCAACUCAUCUAAACGGACACGUGCGUGUACACACCGAUGAGAGACCGUAUCGGUGCAGUGAAUGUGGAAAAACCUAUAGGUAUUCAGGUAGCUUAAAAUCUCACUUAAGAAAACACUCUGAGGAGAAACUCUAUCAGUGUUCACACUGUGAGAAAAGUUUCCCUAAAAAAACAAGUUUGACGGUCCAUGAGAGAACUCACACUGGAGAGAAACCUUACCUCUGCUCUCACUGUGGAAAGAGCUUUGCUUCAUCAAAUGCUUUAAGAGAUCAUCGGAGAACUCACACCGGAGAGAAACCUUAUCUCUGCUCUGAUUGUGGAAAGAGCUUCACUACAUCAAGUGCUUUAAGAGAUCAUGAGAGAACUCACACCGGAGAGAAACCUCAUCACUGCAGUAUUUGUGAGAGGAGUUUUUCAACUUCGUGUCAGUUAAAAAAUCAUCAGAGAGUUCACACUGGAGAGAAACCUCAUCACUGCCGUGUUUGUGGGAAGAGAUUCAGUCGACGUGACAGUUUAAAGACCCACCAGAGACUUCACACAGGAGAAAGACCUUACAAAUGUUCUCAGUGUGACAAGACGUUUACUCAAAGAGGUCAAUUGACUUUCCAUCAGAAGGUUCACACUACCUGUUAAUCUGACUAAUUUAGGAGAUUUUUUGACUCAGGAGAAGAAACGUGUUUUAAAAAAAUCUGUCAAGAGAGCAGGAGAACCUUUCUUAAAAGAUUCGGACAAAUACUCGCGAAUGUAUUCAACCUUUCGUUUUAUGUUGCUGCCUUAUGAUAAACUGUUUAAAGUUACGUCUUUCACAUCAAUGAUGAUGAAGCAAAAAAAUGAUUUGUAACAACUUUGUCAAUUUAUUACAAAUAAAAAACUGAAAUAAUUACAGUGCAUAAGUAU
Triplophysa rosa is the source of this 3432-nucleotide messenger RNA. Its product is annotated as zinc finger protein 845-like. Bases 1 to 3168 code for a protein of 1055 amino acids. The transcript has 8 exons. NCBI's taxonomy places the organism in Eukaryota, Metazoa, Chordata, Actinopteri, Cypriniformes, Nemacheilidae. The record is from RefSeq and is a predicted model, not a curated record.